Pieris macdunnoughi is the source of this 537-nucleotide messenger RNA. Lineage: Eukaryota; Metazoa; Arthropoda; Insecta; Lepidoptera; Pieridae. The record is from the annotation of a GenBank genome assembly.
AUGUUGGACAGUUUAUUUGACGAUGUGAAACGCAUGAAUAAACGCCAGUUUAUUUAUCAAGUACUUAGUUUUGGCAUGAUAGUUUCGUCAGCGCUAAUGAUAUGGAAAGGUCUAAUGGUUGUUACGGGCAGUGAAAGCCCUAUUGUGGUUGUGCUGUCUGGAAGCAUGGAGCCUGCAUUUCACAGAGGAGAUUUAUUGUUCCUUACUAAUUAUCCAGAAGAACCAGUUCGAGUUGGUGAAAUUGUAGUGUUCAAGGUGGAAGGGCGUGACAUUCCUAUUGUACAUAGAGUGUUAAAAUUGCACGAGAAAAAUAAUGGCACAGUUAAGUUUCUGACUAAAGGAGAUAACAAUAGUGUGGAUGAUAGAGGGUUAUACGCUCAGGGUCAGUUAUGGUUGACAAAGAAAGAUGUUGUUGGUAGAGCUAGAGGAUUUCUACCUUAUGUUGGAAUGGUCACAAUAUAUAUGAAUGAGUAUCCUAAGUUUAAGUUUGCAGUGCUAGCUUGCCUAGCAGUGUAUGUUCUUGUGCACAGAGAGUGA